UGACGACAUGAAAUUAUGACAAAAUUUGAUUCUGACAAGUCUAAAAACAGUGCCUCCUGUUCUUUAACCCCCUCAGAUGCCAACUUUGAAUUCGACAUCUGCUACACCUCAGUGCUGAAGAGGGCCAUCCGGACUCUGUGGCUGGUCCUGGAUGCCAUUGACCAAAUGUGGCUGCCCGUGCACCGCACCUGGCGCCUCAACGAGCGCCACUACGGCGGCCUAACGGGCCUCAACAAGGCCGAGACGGCCGCCAAACACGGCGAGGCCCAGGUGAAAAUCUGGAGACGCUCCUUCGACGUGCCUCCUCCCCCCAUGGGCCCCGAGCAUGACUUUGACGCCGUGAUCAGCAAGGAUCGGCGCUACGCGGACCUGACCAAGGAGCAGCUACCCACCUGUGAGAGCCUUAAGGACACAAUCGCACGUGCGUUGCCGUUCUGGAACGAGGAGAUCGCCCCGCAGAUCAAACAAGGGAAGCGAGUGCUCAUCGCUGCGCAUGGAAACAGCCUGAGGGGCAUCGUAAAGCACCUGGAGGGAAUGUCUGACGCGGCCAUCAUGGAACUGAACCUGCCCACUGGCAUUCCGAUCCUGUAUGAGCUGGACAAGAACCUGAAGCCCGUGAAGUCUAUGCAGUUCCUGGGAGACGAGGAGACCGUGCGCAAAGCCAUGGAGGCCGUUGCCGCUCAGGGCAAAGCGAAGAAGUGAAACGACUGGAACACAAACAAGUCUCUUUCAUGUUGCUAAUCAUUGUGUGUUUAGUUGGAACACUGUAAUAUGCCUGUGCUUGGGAAUUAAGUCAAUACAAGGUUGUUAAGACUGUAAAUAAAAUGCCUAUUAAUAUAGAAAUAUUCAAAUGUCGUAUUAUAUCGUGUUUAUCCGCGCAUGUCAUUAUGUAACUAAUGAUUAAUUAAAUCGAUGUUUGAAUGUA
Molecule: messenger RNA, 925 nt
Organism: Hippocampus comes (tiger tail seahorse)
Lineage: Eukaryota; Metazoa; Chordata; Actinopteri; Syngnathiformes; Syngnathidae
Product: phosphoglycerate mutase 1-like
Exons: 3
Coding region: 16-702 (228 amino acids)
Biological process (GO): glycolytic process
Molecular function (GO): intramolecular phosphotransferase activity
Source: RefSeq, a predicted model, not a curated record